This is a messenger RNA of Dichomitus squalens LYAD-421 SS1, 2204 nucleotides long. RefSeq lists its product as uncharacterized. The transcript has 3 exons. Lineage: Eukaryota; Fungi; Basidiomycota; Agaricomycetes; Polyporales; Polyporaceae. The record is from RefSeq and is a predicted model, not a curated record. The coding region runs from base 279 to 2039 and encodes 586 amino acids.
CUGGCUCAAAGCCAGCACACGCCCAUCUGCCGUUUGCAAGGAGUCACUCUUUCCUCUCAGUCAAGCAUAUCUUGACCCUUGUGCCUGGAGCACCCGGCUCGUCCAGAUCCGGGCAGCCGGUUUGCACAGCCGUUGAUCAACAUGCUACAUACUAUCGUUCAACCCGUCCAGUCCAAACCACGAAUCGAAUCAAUAGAUAACAACAGCAUCUUGGGCUUCUUACACCAAACACCGAAAGUUCACUCGGAUCAGUCUCAACAGGGUACCGUACGGACCCAAUGAUCGUCCCCCUUUUCGCCACAACCAUGUCCCAAUCCGAGCUGGAGUUUAGGUCUCCUUUCGAGGCUAUCACCCGCGAUCCUCUAACGCUCAUCGAGCUUCGCAUGCGAUGGUUCUCAGGAAAGAUACGCGCCAAGCCCACUUGGUGGAAGAAAGUCUACGACGAAGAGAUCGUAACAAAGUGGUGCAAGGAGAUCAUCGAGCACGACGCGGCCAUGGUCGAACGAUUCUGGGGCGGUGACGAGUAUUGGAAAACGGGCCAUGGUGAAAAACAGUGGCCCCGGGACAAGAUCACCAACGUCCAGCUUAACUACCUCUUCGACGAACUGCGAUACGACGCGAGCCGAUACGAUGACGAAACUGGUAUCUUUGCGACGGCGAUCCACAAGGUGCACGAGUCGCGAUCUCUGAUACCCGCCGAUGUCAAGAUAUCCCUCGUGCAAGGCGUCUCUUCGCUCGAGGAUGUCCCAGACGAAGAGAAGGACUGGCAUCCGGGGUCAAAGAAGCAAGUGCUGGACCUCGUUCAUCCAUCAAUGUACUGCUUGCGCAUCGGUCGGUCGCACGUCUACCGCCACGACCAGAGUCAGGGAGCCCCCACUGUACCGCUCACGCUAGGGGACUACCUCAGCCACCGCCUAGAUUUUCAGAGGUUCUUUUACAACUCUAAGAAGCCGUUCUGCAUCUCACAUGACUACCAAUGGCUCCCGACGGACUUUGAGGUCUCCGAAUCGGGUGAGGUCGAGCCCCUCGCGUACAUCAACAACCUCCAUCCUAUCGACCACCGCGCCCUAUACUCCACCAUCUCCUCCAUUCUCUCCCGCUUCGUGCCUCUAUUCGAAAAGGUGCUCUCCGAUGCGGUCAGUCCCUGGCCUCCACUUGCCGUACGCCCCAAUCCGUAUAGUUGGUACGACCACAUCACGGUCCCCGCGCCAGCCUACCGCGAAUAUGGAGAUAACCAGGAUGCCUACGCUGAAUGGGAGUCCAAGUACCGAUGGCCCUCCAUUCCUGAACCCGAACCUUUCGUCCCUCCCACUGCUACCAGUGCGGACGAGGAGGACAAGAUGAAGAUCUCGCUCCGCGGGCGUACGCUCCAAGUGAUCGUCAAGCUCGCGAACAUCGUUCUCACCCCAGAUAAUCCGAAGUACGCCGGCGGCUCGUGGCAUGUCGAGGGAAUGGCGAACGAGAACAUCGUCGCUACGGGCCUCUACUACUACGCGUGCGAGAACAUCACUGAGUCACGCCUCGAUUUCCGGACGGCGAUCGGCGCGGAGGGCCAGGUGACGGUGCUAGACUACCAGCAGGACGAUGUACAAGGGUACAUGGCCGCCUUCGGGCUGGACCGCAACAGCCGGUUGAACCAGCAUUUGGGCCACGUCGUCGCGGAGGAGGACAAGUGUGUCGCGUUCCCUAACAUCUACCAGCACCAUGUCGACGAGUUUGAGCUGGCGGAUGGGACGAAGCCUGGGUACCGGAAGAUUCUGUGCUUGUUUGUUGUGGAUCCCUUCGUUCGCAUCUUGUCGGCGAGCGACGUCCCCCCACAGCAGGAACACUGGGCACUGGACGAGGUGGCAAAGGCGCUGAUUUUGGGGAAGCUUCCGCAGGAGCUGUACGAUGCGGUGUUGGAAUACGCGUCCGCUGGGUUGGUGUCGGGCAAGGAGGCGGAAGAGGAUCGGAAAAAGCUGAUGAAGGAGCGGUCUCGGUUCGUGGCGGAUCAUAACGAGCGGGUCUUCGAGGUAGACUUCAACAUGUGUGAGCAUUGAAGAUGUCUCUACUAUUUGCACGUACUCUAUGGUUAUCAGCAUUAGACGACGAACGCCAAGCCGUGUCUACUAGUGCAUGCUGAAGAGCAAGUCUCAUCCCUGUUGUGCACGGCCCGGUAGCGGCUGCUGUAGUUGCUUCUGAAGUCAUCGGCGUACCGGUUCGUC